UUGGUAUCAAGGCAUGAAGAACCCCUCUCCCGAACCGCCGCCGCCGACACCGAUGCUAACUUUCUCCCGCAGCAAUACUUCCGUCAGCUCCUGUACAUCGGUGACACCAAGUACGGUCGCUUCGUCGGCGAGGACAAGGCCGGCAACAAGUUCUACGAGAACAACGACGAACUCCCCCUCCGUACGCGAUGGGUGGACUUUAAGAAGCACGACUACGACUCGGCCCAGGUCGAGCCCGGCUGGCAUGCGUGGCAGGGCUUCAUGGUCGACAAGCCCCCCACCGAGGACCCCCUCCUCCAGACCAAGGUGCGCAAGUGGGAGCGCCCGGAACCGAUUCCCAACUUGACUGCCACCAGGGGAGCGUUCAAGACGUAUAACACAACGAAGCCGAAAAUCUACUCUUGGGAACCCAAGGCCAUUGAGAGGCAAUGA
Molecule: messenger RNA, 432 nt
Organism: Colletotrichum karsti
Lineage: Eukaryota; Fungi; Ascomycota; Sordariomycetes; Glomerellales; Glomerellaceae
Product: NADH ubiquinone oxidoreductase subunit NDUFA12
Exons: 4
Biological process (GO): mitochondrial respiratory chain complex I assembly; response to oxidative stress
Cellular component (GO): membrane
Source: RefSeq, a predicted model, not a curated record